Malassezia japonica is the source of this 507-nucleotide messenger RNA. RefSeq lists its product as uncharacterized. NCBI's taxonomy places the organism in Eukaryota, Fungi, Basidiomycota, Malasseziomycetes, Malasseziales, Malasseziaceae. The transcript has 4 exons. The record is from RefSeq and is a predicted model, not a curated record. The coding region runs from base 1 to 507 and encodes 168 amino acids.
AUGGUGCCGCGCAGCGCGAUGCGGGGCGUCCGGGCGUACUCUCAGGCGCCGCCGCGGCUUGUCGGUGCGCAGCCCACGAUUCGUGGGCCCAUGCGUCCCUUUACGAGCGGCGUGCUUGGAUUUCUCCUGGGCUUUAGCGCAGCAGGCGUCGCUGGCCUGUACUGGCUCCAGCGCGAGUACCGCAGCGCGUCCAACUCGGUGCUGGCGAGCAGUGCGCGCUUGACGGACAGCGCGACGAACGUGACGGGCUAUUUGGACCGCCUGAACCUCCUCGAGGCGCGCAUGCGCGAGGUCAGCGGCGACGCCAUGUCCAGGACGGAGGCGAACACGGCUGCAGAGUCGCUGCGCAAGCUUUACGCCGACCUCUUUGAAGAGACGCAUGAGCUCCGCGAGCGCAUGUGGGAGCUGGAACACGAGACGUUUGCAACGCGCAAGCGGCAGGAUCCCCCGUCGUGGGCGCCGCCGCUCAAGGAUACGGUGCGUCUGCCGCCUGUACGCCUCGUAUAG